This is a messenger RNA of Musa acuminata subsp. malaccensis (wild Malaysian banana), 591 nucleotides long. RefSeq names its product auxin-induced protein X15-like. NCBI's taxonomy places the organism in Eukaryota, Viridiplantae, Streptophyta, Magnoliopsida, Zingiberales, Musaceae. The record is from RefSeq and is a predicted model, not a curated record. Gene Ontology annotation, biological process: response to auxin.
CUGUGAAAGAACACCUCUUUGAUCGUCUUCUUCUUCUUUGGGUUUUGGUUUGUACUCAUCGAUGGGUCACUUCAUCCGCAGCUCGAAGAUGUCGGUGCUAUUCUCCUUGAGAGGGAAGAAGAAGAAGAAGGAGAAGGAUUCACGGAGAGAGAACAUGAAGGACUCCUUGUUGGAUGAAGACGAGGCGGCAGUUCCCAAAGGAUGCAUGGUAGUGUACGUUGGGGCUGAGAUGAGGCGCUUCGUGAUCCCGACGAGCUACCUUCGCCUGCCGCUCUUUCGCGUGCUGAUGGAGAGCGCGGCCGACGAGUUUGGCUUCGAUCAGGUAGGCGGGCUUCGGAUUCCAUGCGACGAGGAGGACUUCACGGAGCUGCUGAAGACGACGAAGAAGACGAUGAAGAAUUCAAGGAAGACCUUUUUGUAGCAUGCGAACGCGUGCAUAAGAAACUUCAUGCACAAUAGAAUGAAAUGUAAGCCAUAACUCCCACUUUCCCUUGUGUUAAUUGGUGGGAUCCGAGAGUGAUCUGUAUGUCACCAUUGAUCUCAUGUUGUGGAAACAACCCCUCUUUGAGUGAUGUUGAAUUGUUUGAUCUG